AUGAUUCUGGAAGCCGUCGCUAACCAUCGCAUCUGGAUCUGGAAUGCCUACUUCGGUGUAGCCAGGUCGAACAACGACAUCAACGUCCUCAACUCAUCCACCCUAUUCGCCGAUCAGUGCAGGGGUCGUGGCCCGGCCAUCGAGUUCACUGCCAACGGCCGCAGACAUCAUAUGUGGUACUACUUGGCCGAUGGCAUAUACCCAAGGUGGCCUUUUUUUUUAAGACGAUCAACUGCCCAAUUGGUGAGAGGAGAGCAGGAGUCCGCGCGGAAGGAUGUGGAGCGGGCUUUUGGGGUGCUCCAAUCGCGGUGGGCAAUCGUGAAAGGUCCGGCGCGUUUCUGGUACAAGGAAGUCAUCGCCGACGUCAUGUAUACGUGCAUCAUCAUGCAUAACAUGAUAGUCGAACAAGAACGUGGACAUGUCACCGAUUGGGUGGAUGAUGAAGCCGGAUCUAGCUCCAGCACGGCGACCUCGUCUGUCACUCGAGGAUUACCGAUGAGCUUCGGUGAGGUUCUACAGCGACAGGCCUCAAUGCGCAACCAACAAGACCAUACUCAACUCAUGACCGACAUGAUUGAAGAAGUUUGGAACCGCAACCACCGCCGUUGA
Salvia hispanica is the source of this 609-nucleotide messenger RNA. The record is from RefSeq and is a predicted model, not a curated record. Lineage: Eukaryota; Viridiplantae; Streptophyta; Magnoliopsida; Lamiales; Lamiaceae.